This is a messenger RNA of Hibiscus syriacus, 1234 nucleotides long. Its product is annotated as NADH:quinone reductase-like. The record is from RefSeq and is a predicted model, not a curated record. Gene Ontology annotation, molecular function: nitronate monooxygenase activity. The coding region runs from base 27 to 1073 and encodes 348 amino acids. The transcript is spliced from 6 exons. NCBI's taxonomy places the organism in Eukaryota, Viridiplantae, Streptophyta, Magnoliopsida, Malvales, Malvaceae.
CCAGUUGAAUUGAAUAGAAUAGAGAGAUGGGGUGGAAAGGGAUUCUGGGUUUUGAGUAUGGAAUAGUUCAAGCACCAUUGGGACCUGAUAUUGCUGGUCCGGAGCUAGUUGCCGCUGUUGCUAACGCUGGUGGCGUUGGCCUUCUCAGAGCUCCUGAUUGGGAAUCACCUGAAUAUGUAAAGGAGCUGAUAAGGAAGACUCGAAAGUUAACCCACAAACCCUUUGGGGUUGGUGUCAUUUUGGCAUUUCCUCACAAGGAAAAUAUAAAGGCUAUACUUGAAGAAAAGGUAGCAGUUUUGCAAUUGUAUUGGGGCGAAUGCUCAAAGGAGCUUGCAAUAGAAGCUCAUAAUGCUGGGGUCAAGGUUGUUCCCCAAGUGAGUAUCAUUUGUCCCUCUCUUAUUUCAUGGGUUGGGAGUUUUGAGGAAGCGAAAAAAGCAAUUAACGUGGGAGUAGAUGCAAUCAUCGUCCAAGGCCGUGAAGCAGGAGGGCAUGUAAUUGGACAGGAUGCUCUCAUUUCCUUAUUGCCACGAGUAGUUGAUCUUGUUGGUGAUCGCGAUAUUUCUGUUAUUGCUGCCGGGGCCAUUGUAGAUGCUCGUGGCUACGUUGCUGCAUUGGCUCUUGGUGCUAAAGGCAUUUGCAUGGGCACAAGUUUUUGCAGGUUUCUCGCAACUCAUGAAAGCUAUGCUCACUCCACGUACAAGCAGAAACUGAUUGAACUUGAUAAAACCGAGUACACAGAUGUGUUUGGCAGAGCAAGGUGGCCCGGUGCACCACACCGUGUCCUGCAAACACCCUUCUUCUGUGAUUGGAAAUCCCUUCCUGCUCAAGAAAAUGAAUCUAAUCAGCCUAUCAUCGGCCGGUCAGUAAUACAUGGCGUGGAAAGAGAAAUUCGACGGUUUGCCGGUACAGUUCCAAAUCCGACAACAACAGGUGACAUUGAAAGCAUGGUGAUGUAUGCAGGCCAAAGUGUAGGGCUCAUCAAGGAAAUUAUUCCUGCCGCUGAAGUUGUGAAGAGGGUCGUUGAAGGUGCAAAACUUCUCAUCCACCAAACAUUCAGUCUGGACUCGGUCUAAAAUUGAUCAUGAACUAAGAGUCCAAGUUCAUGUGAAUGUUGUACCAAUGUCGCUGAAGUUAUUGCAGCAGCUUAAAGUUGUAUCAUGUGGACUCUUGACAUAUAUGUAAAAUACUAAAAUAAGUCUCUGGAAAAUAAAAUAUCAUAAUAAAAACAUAAAAA